GCUUAUAAAAAUGUUAGUUUUUCAACGUUUCCAGCAGGUGAAGAUUUUAAUUGAAAUUUAAAUAAUAUCAUACUUAAGCAAUGCUUAAUAUGAACUGUAACUCUAAUUAUCAUUAAUGAUAAUUUACAACUUCUCAUGACAUUUUUUGUAUUUUGAUACGUUGAAGAUAAAGAACUUUUUUCGUCGGUGUCUAAGAGUAUUCACAUGCUGCGUUUCAAAAAAAAAGGAAGCAUAAUAAAGAUGGUAUCUUAGCUCAAUCUGGCUCAGAAGUUAUGGAGUAUGAUAAAUAUCCAAAUAGUAAUAAUCAAACAGAGUUGGUCCCAAUACAAAAUAUUGAUAUCAAUAUUCAAAACGUAGUGUUAGUAGAUGAAUUAGUAAAUGAAGAAAAAAGUGAAGAAGGCACUGAGGAGCAUAGCAUGAUUCCUGUGGAAUGUGUGAAGUCGGUAGCAAAUACGAGCUGUUUUUGCACGACAAACAUUGAAACCGAGAAUGACAAUUCAAACUGUACGACUGAAGACAACGUAACUGUUGAUGAAGAAGCCGGUUUGAAUACGCCCAUGAACAAAGAAGGCUUUAUACGUUACUUUGGAAAGUAUAAUGAAGCUGGAAAAAUUAUUACAAAUGAUGGGAAAUAUUAUUAUUUCAAUAGAGAAGAUAUAGUUGGUAUUUAUCGAUAUUACAGAUCUCCACAAAAAGCUAAGUUUGUUGUUUGUGCUUUGCGACCAAAUUGGGCGAAGAAUAUAGAGAUAAUCGGAGAAAUUUAUGGUCAAUGGUAAAUGGUCAAUGUUUUAACAGUAAAAAAAAAAUUUACUUUUUUUGUACCUACAGAUGCUAUAUUGUUUAACGUUUGGUCACUAUACAGAGUAUGCAGCUAGAUGUUGACUCUUUUAAUUUUUACUAUCCUUACAUGUAACGUACCAAAACAAACUUGUUGUUUGUACUAUUUAUUUAGUUAGUAAUUAAAUUUAAUACGUUAAACAGAUUGUACUAUUUAAGGUAAUAAUAAUGAUAUUCAAUGAAUUUGUUUAUAUGAAAUAUAUAUCUCAAUGUUUUG
Daktulosphaira vitifoliae (grape phylloxera) is the source of this 1054-nucleotide messenger RNA. RefSeq lists its product as uncharacterized. The transcript has 4 exons. Lineage: Eukaryota; Metazoa; Arthropoda; Insecta; Hemiptera; Phylloxeridae. The record is from RefSeq and is a predicted model, not a curated record. Bases 273 to 776 code for a protein of 167 amino acids.